AGCCGGAGUUCAGGGCGGGGGCGGCCAUCUCUGUCGCUGACGCUGGGUCUAGGAGCUGCGGGUCCCGCCACUGCGAGGAGGAGGAGCGGUGAACAGGGCAACGAUGGGCGGCUCCCAGAGCACCGACAUCCCCAGUGGGGGCAACGACGGCUUCCACGUACACGGGAUCCAAGAUAAUUCUCCAGCCCAAAAAGCAGGCUUGGAACCUUAUUUUGAUUUCAUCCUUACCAUUGGAAAUACUAGGCUGAACAAGAAUAACGACACUUUUAAGGACCUGCUGAAAGCCAAUGCAGAGAAGCCAGUGAAGCUGGAGGUGUACAGCAUGAAGGCUGCCAAGGUCCGGGAGGUGGAGGUUGUCCCGAGUAAUAUGUGGGGUGGCCAGGGUCUGCUGGGCGCCAGUGUCCGCUUCUGCAGCUUUGACGGAGCGCAUGAACACAUCUGGCAUGUGCUGGAUAUUGAACCAAACUCUCCAGCCGCCCUGGCAGGUCUUCAGCCUCACACUGACUACAUCGUUGGAGCAGAUCAAGUGAUGCAAGAGUCUGAAGAUUUUUACAGCUUGAUUGAGGCAUUCGAAGGAAAGCCCUUGAAACUACUGGUUUAUAACAGUGAGACGGAUACGACCAGAGAUGUAAUGGUUACGCCCAAUGGUGCCUGGGGAGGAGAAGGAAGCUUGGGUUGUGGCAUUGGAUACGGUUACUUGCACAGAAUCCCCACCCUACCUGCUGUGCCGGAGAAGAAGAUAGAGAUUCCAGCACCUCCUGUGGCAAGUGCUGUGCCUGAGAGUCCAGAAAACGGAUACAAGGAGGCACCAUUAGUAGCCCCCAGCUCACCGACUGACAGAUCAACUGAGAGCCCAGGUUUGGAGCAUGGACUGGCUGACCUGACGGUGGAUACCUCUCUCUGUCCUCCUCCCAUACAUCGUGUCAUGGAUCCAGAAUUUCCACCUGGACCCAUGGAUGUUCCUGUAGCUCAUGACGUGUCCAAGAUAUUGAACACGUCACUGUCCUCGUCUUCCACGUCCUCAAGCGCAGCAAGUGAAAGCAACGCUGGAACUAAUGGGUUCCUCACCAACGAAGAACUUGAUCUUAAUUCUGAACAAGGUAGCGCAGUGACUCCUGAGGGUCUAACAUCCGUCAGUUCAGCGCCAAAUGCUGAUACUUCAUCAGUACAAACAGAACCAGAUCAGGAUCUCUCGGACGCCACAGCCACUUCGCUUCCCACCUCUGCUAAAAUGUCGCCAGACACCGACCAUACCGAGUCUCUACCAGAGGAUCAGAAGGAACACCCAUCGGAAGAGGAAGAUGCAACAUCUCACAAUCCCAAAUUGACCAGAGAUGAAGCAGGAGAGUCUUUGGGUUGAAGAGUCUACACGGACAAGGCACUGCAGCAAAUGAGACUUUCACGGUGGCUAAAUACUUUACCUGGGUUUUCUUUUAAAUGUGUCUCGCUGAUAACUAUUGCAUACAAAGCAAGCAGUUGUAUUUGGGCCUGUUUCUUUGCUUCUUGACUGAAGGAAAUGUAACGCUGACUAUUUCAUUACCUCUUUCACGGGAUGUCUGGAGUUACUUAUUCCACAGUACAAGAAGCAUGAGGAAAAUUCCACUGAUUAUUACUCCAAUUGUUUGCUAAAUCACAAUUCUGACAACAGGCCUCCCUUUUGCUAAAAGUGGCUAUCUUAUUUUUUUAUUACUCAGAAUUCUUUUAAAAAGAGAAACCAUGGUGAACGGAAGAUUAACUUGGGAAAGAAAUUAUUCAGAUUGAAAAAUAUUUUAAUUGUUUUGCUUUUCUGAUGUAUUUCUCCUCAGUGCAACAUUACCUUGUUGAUGCGAGAUUAGUGCAAUCAAAUUCCCGGAUGGAAAGGAAUUUUUGAGAGAUUGGAUAUGAUUAAAAUUAUCGGAAGCUUUCAGGGAACUUCAGAAAUAUAUCUGGUGACGACUUCUGAUCUUUUUGAUUAGAUUAAGUUGCUCAAUUUUAUUCUCCUUCAAGCUGAGUAGGGAAUUCAACACUAGCUUACUUAGAACAGAAUAAUGAUACUAUUUGAUGGAAACGUGGCAUAGAGUCUUACAGUAUGGAAACAGGCCCUUCAGCCCAUCUUGCCCACACCGGACAAUUUAUCCCAUCUACACUAGUCCCACUGACCCAUAUCCCUCUAAACCUAUCCUAUCCAUGUACCUGUCUAAAUGUUUCUUAAAAACGUUGCAAUAGUACCUGCCUCAACUACCUUCUCCGGCAGCUUGUUCCAUACACCCACCACCCUCUGUGUAAAAAAAGUUGCCCCUUUUUGUUGAAAGUGGAAUGGGAAUACCAGCAAAAUGAUUGAGAUGGAAGUGUGCAUUCACAAAGGUGGAGUAAUUGUAAGUGUAAAAUGUAGAUCAGUAUUAGCAUUAGCAUUCACCCACAGUCCCAGGCUUUUGAUGAAUUUUCUUUCAUAAUUAAUGUCAGAACUUCCCAAGGUUGCAGUUUUUCUCCAUUCCCGUUAGUAAACAGUGGACAAAUGAAAAAAGUUAUUUUAAAAAUUGAAGUUCCGAACAAAAUAUCUUCCGAUGUUCCUCUGAACAAGUGAAGCCAAAUUAGCUCCUUGGGUAACACUCUCUGUCCCCUCCUCACAGUAACGGAAUUAUAAGGAAGGAAUUGUACCUUUAUAACCUCUUUACAUGCUAGCUUUCUCUCAUUCAGCUUAAGGGACAUCACUGCUAUUCUGUUAACUGCUUGCCAUACCCCAGGCUACAAAGAAAUUGGCAAACAAUUGAUUUUGCACUGACUUUCUCCUACUAUGAAAAUUUAGUCUAUGCAAACCUUAUGAUUUUUCAGUAACAAUUUUCAUUCAUUUACUCUUUGCUUCACUGGGGCAACUGAAAGAUUGGCCAGUCUUCUCAUAGUUGUGUAUAAACUCUCUGACCCUGGCCAGUACGAUAGUUAGGUCCAAUUCUGAUCUGCCUGAUGGCUUCCCACAAGUAUAUUCCAUCAGUAAUCACUGAAAACUGUUUUUUUUAACUA
Amblyraja radiata (thorny skate) is the source of this 2997-nucleotide messenger RNA. It is a transcript of the gene gorasp1b, whose product is annotated as golgi reassembly stacking protein 1b. The transcript has 9 exons. Gene Ontology annotation, cellular component: Golgi apparatus. The record is from RefSeq and is a predicted model, not a curated record. The coding region runs from base 104 to 1360 and encodes 418 amino acids. Lineage: Eukaryota; Metazoa; Chordata; Chondrichthyes; Rajiformes; Rajidae. Gene Ontology annotation, biological process: Golgi organization. Gene Ontology annotation, molecular function: protein binding.